ACCCCCGUGUGAAGCGUUAAAGGAACUGGCUCCAUUUUAGUCACGCUUCCGUGAGCGCGCAGCUCCGCACACAGCUGUUCGUCACAAACUUUCUGCACACACCUUUCCCUAACUUUGCAGCGUGAAAGAAGGACAGAGGGAAGGAGAGAAAAAGAGAGACGGAGAGAGAGAGAGAGAGAGAAAGACGGUUAGGGGAAAAAAUGGGAAGCACGGCGGCGGACGCGAAGGAGCGCGACUCCUCCAGGAAGAACACGAAGAAGAAGCGCGCGCUGCGGCUCCACAUGCCCGACCUGAGUUCCUACACGGGGGAUGGAGAAAAAGACAAAUCCAGUAAAGCUGCAACACCGAAGGGGGACGCGUCCAUCUCGUCGAACACAUCUAAAGGUUUUUCUCUGAGAUCUCCACUCCCUCAGCCCUCGAGCCCCGUAUCGGCGCCGGUCCGGAAUUCUGCUAAACCCAUCUUCCCCUCCCACCAGGACUCGCCUCCCAAAUCCCCCCAUCGCCUGAGCUUCAGCGGCGUCUUCCGCUCCUCGUCUAAUCCCUCCAGCAUCAAGAUCUUCUCCAGAUCCCGGAAAGCAUCUGGCCCCGUGUCUCCGCCCACCACGCCCACUCACAGCUCCAACUCUCCGCUCUUCUCACCGGAUGAGAGACGGCUGCGCUCGCUCUCGUCUCCACCUGAUACGGGCCUUCAGCGCUUCAGUCUGCCUUCAACAAGCUCCACCUCCUCCAGCCCCAGUCCUGUCAGAUAUAGCCCCUCCCCUUUACACAUCAGGUCCGCCUCCCAUCCAGCGUACAGUUCAACUGAAGGCAUGCUGGAGAAACUGGACCUCAGUGAUGGAGAGCCGGCCUGCGAUAUUUACACACGCUUCAUGAAGUGCCACAAGUGCUACGACCUCAUCCCGACCAGCUCCAAGCUAGUGGUCUUCGAUACGACACUACAGGUUAAGAAAGCGUUCUUUGCUUUGGUCGCUAACGGAGUGAGAGCUGCUCCGCUGUGGGACACCAAACAGCAAAGCUUCGUCGGAAUGCUGACCAUCACAGACUUCAUCAGAAUUCUGCACAGAUACUACAAGUCGCCUCUCGUGCAGAUAUACGAGCUGGAGGAGCACAGGAUAGAGAAAUGGCGAGAGCUCUACCUGCAGGAAACCUUCAAGCCCUUAGUGAACAUUUCACCUAGUUCAAGCAUCUUUGACGCGGUUUACUCCCUCAUCAAGAAUAAGAUCCACCGGUUGCCCGUGAUCGACCCGGUCUCAGGGAACGUCCUCUACAUCCUCACGCACAAGAGGAUCCUCAAGUUCCUGCAGCUGUUUGUGUGUGAGAUGCCCAAGCCGGCCUUCAUGAAGCAAACACUGAGCGAGCUCGGCAUCGGCACCUACCACAACAUCGCCUUCAUCCAGCCGGACACGCCCAUUAUCAAAGCGCUAAGUGUGUUCGUAGACAGGAGAGUGUCGGCGCUGCCCGUGGUCGACAACGCCGGAAAAGUGGUGGAUAUUUACUCCAAAUUUGAUGUGAUCAACCUGGCGGCCGAGAAAACCUACAACAACCUGGACAUGAGCGUGACGGAGGCGCUGAAACACCGCUCGCAGUACUUCGAGGGAGUGAUGAAGUGCAGGCGGCACGAGACCCUGGAGACCAUCGUGGACAGGAUCGUUAAGGCUGAGGUGCACAGGCUGGUGGUGGUGGACGAAGACUCCAACAUCGAGGGCAUCAUAUCUCUAUCAGACAUCCUCCAGGCUCUGGUUCUCUCUCCUGCAGGCUUAAGCAGGAAGGAGGAUAAAACGGAAACGCAAGCCUCAGCGAACACGUAGCGAGCGUCAGGCGAGAGACCCGCUGUGUGACGUUUCUGUCCUGCUGUACUGUACUCUGCUCUGUUUACGAGGUCAGCUGCUGCUCCCGAGUCGCACUACAGGGGCGUCACGCUCGCCUCAUGGUAACCGACGGCAACCGGCAGCCGUCUGAGAAAACCUCGACGUCUUCAGCCGCUUCCACUUGUGAUUUGUUUUUACAUCAAAACGGUUUCCGUGUAAAAGCUGGACGUCUUUUACGCCGUGCGCCAGCUGUAACCGUGACAACGGCGUGUUACCACUUCUGCCCUCUGAUUGGACGGGCUAGUUUGUGUGUAAAUCGCUUUCUGACUGUUUCAUGUUGAAAUGUUAUCCAGACAAAUAUAGACUUUUCCUCCAGGACUCUCUUGCCCUCCGUCUCUCUUUCCCCCAUGAGCCGCGAUCCGAUUGGUCGGGAAACAGAAAAGAGCGAUCAACAGGGGUCCAAGCACUGGAGAGAAAAGAAAAAGAACAAGUAAAAGGAAAUUUCUGAAUAUUUUUGCAAAAAUUCAGAGAUUAAAGGCGUGUUAAAAGUCGUACGAGGAAAGCUGGAGGUUUUUGUCUGGAGGCGGAGCUAACACGACUGCCUUUUUAAUAAACGCUUCUGCUUUUACGCACAAGAUCUGCUGUUCCUUUAGCAUAAAAACCAUAAAGACAACUGAAUGUAUGAAAUCCUUCAUCUCAUGACGUGCACCAUACUGUUAUAGUGGACACUCAUCAUCCUCCUCAGCGGGGGGAGGGGUUUAGAGACAGAUUAUUACGAAUUUAUAAGUCCAUUUAGGAAAAGCUCUAAUGGUUUCCAGUACAGGGUAGGAGUGGUUAAUGGUUUCAAGCAAAGUCCAUUGGAAAGUGGCAUGUCCUGUCAGAACCCGUUAAAAACAGCCGUACUGACCGUCAGAAACGCAUCAGGAAGCCACAAGGACUUUGUUUUUUUUUUUGUCCUGAGGUCUGUAACAGUGUUGUGACUCCUCCAUAAACCCUGAUCAGAAUUUCACUGAUUCUUUUUUUUCCCUAGAAAUAAAUAAAAGAGCUUUAUUUUUUAUAAUGUUCUGAUUGUAUGUUUAGGUUUUUAUUUUAUUGUAUUUUUUUUUUACAAUUUUUUUUCCUUGCGCAAAAUAUUUUUUAAGUAAAAAAAAAAAAAAAAAAAAAAAAAAAA
Messenger RNA from Hemibagrus wyckioides, 2979 nucleotides. RefSeq names its product protein kinase, AMP-activated, gamma 2 non-catalytic subunit b (gene prkag2b). NCBI's taxonomy places the organism in Eukaryota, Metazoa, Chordata, Actinopteri, Siluriformes, Bagridae. The coding region runs from base 201 to 1808 and encodes 535 amino acids. The record is from RefSeq and is a predicted model, not a curated record. The transcript has 16 exons.